Molecule: messenger RNA, 3378 nt
Organism: Symbiodinium sp. CCMP2592
Lineage: Eukaryota; Dinophyceae; Suessiales; Symbiodiniaceae
Source: the annotation of a GenBank genome assembly
AUGGAGUCGUUAUCUCCGAGAUCUACCGUGCAGCAAUUGGCCACAGUGUUGCAGCUUUCAAUUCCGGCGUUUGCAAAAACGCUCGGAGAGUUGAGUUUGCUUUCCUUUGGCCUUGGUACUGUGAACCUGGAAGGUCUCGAUGCUUUCAUGGUGGCCAAAGGCUGGUCACCAGAUGCCGAUGAACUUCCUGUGCUCAGGCUGCUGCGGGUGCAGGCACACAAGAUUUGCACUCUACCGUCAGUGGCCUCAGAUUCGUCGGCGAGUACUUUGCACUCCACAUGGGCAGAGACUUUUCCUCCCAAACUUUCAGCCGAAACAACUUUACAGUUGAAGCGAGAUUUCGAGAAAGCGUACCUCUCAGAGGUGCUCGAUGACACAAACUUUCCAAGCGCACGUUUGCUUUCCCUUGCUUACAGGCUGAAAGGUACGUCGGAUUGGAAGUUCAUCUCAUGGAAACACAGACUUUCGAAGCAACAAGAGGAGGAUUACAAUUCGGCUCGGCCCAGGAAGUUGGCACGAUUUGAGAACUUUACCGACGUACUUUACGACGACGUGCCAUCUCGUAACGUUGCGGAGAACAUGGGGCUUUACGGGAUAAGCAAUUUGCUUUCCACACAUUCCAACGCCCUUGCACUUGCUGACAUUGCUCAUCUUGCUACGUUACGUUCUUAUGAGCGGAAGUUCCUGAAACAUCUUCAGGCGAGAACAGACCCUACUUUGCGCCCACCGAACGCACAGGAGUGUGAAGCCGCGGAUCGUCGAUGCUGGGAGGUCGUCGGUCAGCUCAGACAGGAGGGCUGGUCGGUGGAUGAUGCUUUGCACGAGUUCACUGAUGUUCGUGCGGAAUUGGUUGCUUUACUUGCGCCUCGGCUUGCUCCUUUCAAGGGUAAGAAAGGUGAUGGUAAGGGCAAGGAGCUUUGGAAGGGCCAACCUCACAAAGGUAAUGGAAAAGCCACUGGCAGGAAAGGAGUUGCCGGCGCAGGAAAGGGGAAAUCCACCUUUACCAAAGGCACACACGCCUUUGAGUGGGCAAGCAAGGCGAAGAUCAAUGGAGAGCAAAAGGUACUUUGCAUGGCCUACAGUACCAAAAAUGGCUGCACCUCCCCCAAUUGCAAGUUUGAGCACCUUUGCCCCGUGAUCCUGGAGAAUGGUACGAUCUGCCUGCAGAAGCAUCCUGCUUUUCAACAUGCACAAAAGGCAGGCGGGGAAGGCCUGGUUCCAGUUACUUUGCUUGCAGAUGCUCCAGGAGAUGCUCCGUUUCCACAGCCGCGCGAUCUCCAUUCGGAUCCCGUGGUACAGAGUGCUCCUCAGAACUUUGCAUGCUCGGUCUCGGAACCUGGCUCAGGCUUUUUCCUGGACAUCAACGGGGGGACUCGUCGCCCUCUCUCGGCAGCUUUUCUGGGGGCGGGCUGCGAUACGUUCUCAGUCUCCCCAGAAAUUUUUCCGGAACGUGACCUUUUGCAGGAUGAUUUCUUCUUUGCUUUGCUCAGGGUUUGUCACUCUGGACAAGUGGCUCUUUUACACAUCCUGCUCCUGGCCAGUGACUUUUCCUCGACUCUCUUCGAGCGCAUGAUUCAGAUAGCUCAUGCUUGCUUUGCUGCGGGAUCCCAUGUAUUGCUUUCUCAGCACUCUUCCGCGGCAGUUUGGAGCAAUUCCUCAGUGGUUUUUCUUUUGCAGCAGAUGAGCUCGGAUGCCAUUUUCUGGGACCCGUUUUGGGGUCUUGGCUGCGUCCUUCUCUUCUUUACAGCAUUUGGCGACUUCCUCUUCGGCGACUUCUUCGGGUUCCUUGCACCUUUUCUCAUCCAGAAGCUCGGAACCAGAGAUUUGACGGCGCAGGUAUUUACUCGGUUCCAGAUUGGAGUACACCACCUUCUGGAAUUCAGGAUGUACUUUGCGGCCUUCGAUCCAAGUGAGAUCCAUCAGCUCCGGCAACUCUUUCAGAGCUGGGUUUCAGAACAAGGAUCAUCGCAUGUUGUAGACUGGACUAUCCCGGAGCACCAACCCUAUGCCCUACAUGCGUUGAAAUUCUUUUCGGAGUUUGUCAAAGACAAAGAUGAUACACUUUGCCAGUGCCUCAUCGAUGGGGUUCCCACGGGCUAUGAUGGGGACAUCCCGCUUUCCAAGGUUUUCAUACCACACGCCUCGGCACCAGAUCUUGAUCACCAACUUUCCAUUGCCAAGGAUAACUGGCAGAGUGCGAACAACGACCCAGAUACUCUGAGGGAGCUUGUGCAAGCUGAGGUGCAAAAGGGCUGGCUGUAUGAGAUGCCUUCUUUGCAGGCGGCCUACAAGAUGUCCGGGAUUGCUUUCCUUUGCGCCAUCAUGCAGGCCUAUGUGAAGGGUCUGCUUGGCGUUACUUUACCAGGCCAAGAUGGCAGUGCAGACAAGCUUCUCUUUUAUCGCGUCUGCCCAUUUGGAGCAAAUUUUCCUGCUUUGUGGUUUCAACGGUUAGCUGGUAUGCUUUUACGGCUCAUGCAUUUAUGGAUUUUUGUGCGCCACGCUCUCAUGGGUUAUGUCGACAACUCUCUUUUUGUCCAGGAUCGUGAAUGCAUUCUUUAUUCGGCUUCCCUCCUGCUGUGCUUUACCUCCAUCUUUGGAGUACCUCUGAGCUCGGCCAAGUUGCAACUGGGGAGCUGCAUCACAUGGAUAGGCUGGACGUUUAACUUUACCAGUGGCUCCUUUCACAUUCCUCAGGAGAAGGUCGACAAGCUUUUCAAUUUGAUUCAAGAGGUCACGCGGUACUUGGAUGAUGAUCUUCGCUUUACGGCAGUUCCCCCAGGUACCCAAGAUCUGGAUGCGGGUGGCGAACCCGAAGUCGGACCGCCGGUCUCUGUCACCGGCAUCUCGUACUUUCCUUGCCUUCUGGUUGAGGCCUUUGCGGAUGCAAGAGCAGACGGCGAACUGAUUGGCAUUGGUGGCUUUCUGGCUUUUCCAUCAGGCAAGUCUAUUUGGUUUUCUGAAGCCUGGCAACUUUCCGACCUUUCCGUCCUGGGACUCGAACUUCGACGACCAGCGCAUAAGGAUAUCGCAUGUUACGAGACGCUGGCGCAGAUUGCUUUGGUACAUGCAUACAGAUCGGUCUUCCCUUCGGGUCGGGUGGCUGUUCGACUGCCUUCCUUUUCGGACAAUGCCUCUACAGAGGCCCUGGGAGCAAAACUUUACACCUCCAAAUGGCCCCUGGGCGCGUUUGCCCAGAAACUUUCCCUGAGAUCAGCAGCGUCGGGGAUUGAGCUGGAUAUUUCUCACAUUGCCGGUGAGAAGAAUGAUGACGCAGAUCUUCUAAGCAGGUGGAACCAAAUCGAUGCUUUACCUGACAAAUGGCGGAAGGAAGACCGAGUGGACUGCUCCCUCAAGUUCAUUUGGUUCUUCCGCAAAGAG